Molecule: messenger RNA, 1572 nt
Organism: Penicillium brasilianum
Lineage: Eukaryota; Fungi; Ascomycota; Eurotiomycetes; Eurotiales; Aspergillaceae
Source: the annotation of a GenBank genome assembly
AUGACUGACGACCGAAAGAAGAAGAUCGCCAUUAUUGGAGCGGGCGCAGCUGGCAUGUCCUGCGCUGCUACAUUGGCAAAUCAUCCAGAAAAGUUCGAGGUGACGAUGAUCGACAUCGAUUCCCACACGGGUGGUCAAGCGACGUCGGUCUCUUUGGACGAACAGAAAUACGGCGCAAGCUGGCUGAAUGAUGGAGUCCAGGGUGGCUCUGCAAUCUUUCGACAUACGUUCCGGUUCUUUCGCCGUUACGGCUAUGAGCCACAGCAAGUCAAACUUCAGGUCUCCUUCGGCAAAGGACCGGAAAACUUUUGGACAAAUGUGUUCCCCAGUCCCCUGGUGGAUCAACACUCUCGGGAAAUCAAGAAGCUCGGCCGCGUUUUGAAGUGCAUCAAAUAUCUUAUGCCGAUUCUCGGGGUUCUACCAGUCAAGGUUAUCCUUCGACUGUUCCGAUUCAGUAACGACUUCAACAAUAAGAUGGUCUUGCCGCUUCUAGCACUCUUCCUCGGCACCGGAAAUCAGACUCCGAAUGUAUCAAGUGUCUUGCUGGAGCGCUUAUUUGACGAUCCGCAAAUGAAGCUAUGGGAGUACGACCCUGACACGCUGUUGCCAAAUCUCCCCGAGAUGUACACCUUUCCCAAUCUGGGGAACUUCUAUCGAGAUUGGUCCAAAGACCUUCAGAGCAAAGGGGUGGAUAUACGCCUGAACUCUUCGGUCGCAAUUCUGGAGCGAGGCAGAAAAGGUGUCGUUCUGCAAAUUCAACGACAAACCAGUGGUGGAGAGCAGGCAGAAUCUGUAUACCCACCAGAAUCUUUUGAUGAGCUCGUUCUCUGCUGUCCCGCAGACGAAGCAAAGAAGAUGCUCGAUCGAAAUGCUACCUGGCGAGAGAAGUAUGUACUUGGGGGCGUGAAAUUUUUCAAUGAUAUCACCAUCACCCAUUCAGACUCCGAUUACUUCCAGAAGAUAUUUGAAGCUCAGUACGAUCCGGCCUUGUGUGCGCAAGCAACGACUAAAGAUCGGAAAGAGCAAAUCGAAUUUGCCGAACAGCAGCCCCGGUGUGAAAAGGACGGCUGGGUGGGGUUCCGGCCAAUGUAUUUCACCCACUCGUUUGAAUCCGAUCCAGACAAGAUCGAAAUGGGCUUCGAUUGCUCAAACUAUCAGCAUCAAUUCCGGGAACGCCUCGGCCCGGGAAGCGACCCUCUGCCUUUGAAUGAGCAUGUCUUCCAAACAAUCUUUUUGAAUGAUCAAGAAAAGGAGAUGUGGACAUGGAAUGACAUCGAUCCUUCUAAGAUCAUUGCCCGUAAAUGGUGGCAUCAAUUUGGCCAUCGAUGGCAGCAUUACCUACGUGUCGUACCAGGCAUGAUGUUCAUCAAUGGUAAGAAUAGAACUUUGUACGCGGGAAGCUGGACUAUGGUGAAUAUGCAUGAGAUUGCCUGUAUCUCCGGUAUCGCUGCGGCUUAUCAGCUGGGUGCCGACUACGACCCUUUUGACGAUUUUGCAGAAGAUUUCUUUGCCAAGUAUCUACUUGUUUGCCAUGGUACCCGCUACAAGAGAGGAAAGAAUAAGCAGGCUUGA